AUGUCCGAGCUUUUGGUGGCUCGCCAGGGCCCGCUUGCCCACGUGUGGCUCGCGUCCAACUACGACAAAAAGCUCUCCAAACAGCAGUUUUUGAACACAAACAUCGUCGCGUCGUCCUCGCUCAUUUCCGCGCGGCAGAUCCGGCCCGCGGCCGCCCAAGACCCGGCCCACGACACAAUCACUCUCCGGCUCUCGGGCCAGUUGCUCUUGGGCAUAGUGCGCAUCUACUCGCGCAAGACAAAGUACCUCUUGGACGACAUCAACGACACGCUCCACAAACUCAAGACCUCGUUUCAGUACGCCAGCGGCGCGUCGUUGGGCCCCGCCGCGGUCCUGGCGGCCGCCGUCAACCUCCCGCCGCAGCGCACCACGCUCUCCUCCUUCUCUCGCAUCACGCUCCAGGACCAGAUCAGCGGACACGAUCUCUUCUACCAGGACGACUUGGUCUUGGACGACGCCGCCGACCAAACCGCCGCCGCCUCGGCCCGCUUGCUGCAGGACUCCGUGGCCAGCCAGCUCCCGGACCCCGAUGCCCCCGACCGCUCCGUCGAAAUCGGCCGUGCCGGCACGGACCCGGACGACGCCGCAGACCUCGACUUGGACUUGGACUUAGAUUUCGACCUCGACGCGGACCGCUCCAUUGAGGUCGGUCGUGACGCGCAGGCCGCCUUGCCGGACGCGGACCAAUCGGUCUUGGACAUUGGCGGGAAGUCGCCGGUGCAGCGUGGCGGUUUGCCCGACGUCACCUUCGACUUGGACCUCCCUGGCGAUGCCCCCGACGCCGCACCCAGCACUGCCCCGGACGCGCCGCAACCACCCGCCCCAGCAGUCGCCGUGCGCACCGCCAAGAGGAGAUUGGUUGUGGACUCGCAGGAAGACGUGGAGCGCGGAAUCCCCAACGAGGUCUUGAGAAGCAUCCAGGCCUUGCAAGCCACGGGGAGGCUUCCUGAAGACUCGUUGACGCUCCGGCUCACGCCGGAGGAAAAACUCGAUCUCAUCCACGAGCUUGCGGCGCCCAUCCAGUCGAAGAAGAGAAAGAUCUGGAACCUCGACGAGCAGCUCCGCGAGCGGUGCUUGGAGUUGUCCGCCGAGGAGGACGCCCUCCGUGCGGACGGCCCUGCCGAUGAGUCCUUGGACUUGGACAUGGAUAUGGACACCAACAUCGACUUCGACUUAUCCUUGCCCGGUCUAGACUCAGACCAUGCGCCCGAGUCGCCCCAGAAGCAACCCGACAACGGCGACGAACUGGUGGAGGACUCGGGCCCGGAAAACCUCCGCAGCACGUCCCAAGUGGCGGAGCACCUCAGACAGUUUUUUUUCGACAAGCCUGCCGUGACGCUUGACGAGUUGAUGGACAAGGAUACAGCGCCUGGCGUGCCCACUCCUCUUGGCACGACGCACAAAUCGGCCUCAGCAGUGAGGAUCAGCAACAGAAGGGAGGCCUCCAAGUGCUUCUUCGAGUUGUUGGUCUUGGCUACCCAAGACUGCGUGUCUUUGGAGCAGGAGACCCCGUCAGCCGGCACGCAAAUCCCCGACGAGCUCAGAGUCCGGCCCAGAGAUUUACUUGUGUCUAAGUUUCUUUGA
Molecule: messenger RNA, 1584 nt
Organism: Metschnikowia bicuspidata var. bicuspidata NRRL YB-4993
Lineage: Eukaryota; Fungi; Ascomycota; Pichiomycetes; Serinales; Metschnikowiaceae
Gene: MCD1
Product: kleisin alpha
Exons: 1
Coding region: 1-1584 (527 amino acids)
Biological process (GO): synaptonemal complex assembly; replication-born double-strand break repair via sister chromatid exchange; mitotic sister chromatid cohesion
Cellular component (GO): cohesin complex; synaptonemal complex
Molecular function (GO): chromatin binding; protein binding
Source: RefSeq, a predicted model, not a curated record